AUGGCCAGAGGAAACGGGCCAGUGCUCGCGGUACAGCAAUGUCCAAUGAAUAAGUGUUGGUACUGCACGCGUGAGCCGACGUCUAGAUCCCCCAAUCGACUUGUCUUCCCCGUGGCCAACUUCGACUUGUUUGUCCGUGCUGCGGACUAUCCAUUCUUCGAGGAUAUUUGCCUGCGUUCUACCCGUCCUCAUCGCACAUCGAAUAUGGGAUCUGAACUGCACGCUCGCUCGCCGGACGAGCUAGACUAUGAUGGCGCCACCCCUGACACCGAAGUAUUUACCCCUGUGAACCCUUACGGCCCAGGUGAUGUCCUCGGUGGGACCAAGGACAAGAAGAGGCUUUUGGCCCGGGAGAAACUGGUCCGGUUAUCCUUGGAAGAGAAGAGAACAAAGGUAAUUCCAUCCAAGGGGAUUCCGUCGGCCAAAACCAGUGACGGUCCAAACGGCGCGCGUGGCGGGAUUUUCGUGGGCGGCACCAAGGCUGCGCUGUUUCCGUGUGGCAUCUCCCUAGCGGCCACGUGGAACAAGAGUCUUUUGCGGGAUAUCGGCCGACAUCUCGCAAGCGAGGCCAAAGCCAGGUCUGCCAAUAUUCUCCUGGCCCCAACGGUGUGCCUGCACCGUCAUCCCCUUGGCAGAAGGAACUUUGAGUCUUUUUCCGAGGACCCGGUCCUCACGGGAAAACUGGCGGCGCAGUAUAUCGGUGAGCUUCAGGAGAAGGGCGUCGCGGCUACCAUCAUCAAACACUUUGUCGGCAACGAGAAGGAGACGAACCGGCUGACGAUCGACUCGAGAAUAUCCGAGCGCCCGCUACAGGAGAUCUAUCUCCGCCCUUUCGAGAUCGCCGUCCGGGAGGCCAACCCGUGGGCUAUCAUGACGUCGUACAACCUGGUCAACGAGACGCACGCCGACAUGCACGAGAACGUCCUGAAAGACAUUCUCCGUGGCGAGUGGGGUUACGACGGGGCGGGCUGCGAUAUCGGAUUCCCCUUCUCGACCAAGUGGCGGUUUGAGAAGCUGCUCACGGCACUGGAGAAGGGAAAGCUGUCCCUACAGGACAUUGAUCGGGCGGCUGAGAAUGCCCUGGCACUUGUCCAGCGGGUCAAGGGUGAUGACAUGUCGGCGGAGCAGGAGGAGCGUGAGGAAGACAGGCCGGCUACACACAUGGAGGCAGGCAAGGCCGUCGAGCUCAGGGUCGAAAUGACCAACGAGCUGCGGCCGGCCGCCAAGCAGAAGGAGUUCAACAUGACGCACAAGUACGGAGGGUGCCGGAUCGGGUUCAAGGAGGAGGACACGGUCGACUACCUGCAGCAGGCUGUCGACGCCGCUAGGGCCGCCGACGUGGCCGUCAUCAUCGUCAGCCUCGACGCCGAGUGGGAGUCGGAGGGCUACGACAGGCAGACGAUGGACCUGCCCUCGGACGGAAGCCAGGACCGGCUGAUCGAGGCCGUGCUCGACGCCAACCCGCGGACCGUUGUCGUCGACCAGUCUGGAUCCCCCGUCACCAUGCCUUGGGCCGACAGGGUCCCCGCGAUCCUCCGGGCGUGGCACCAGGGUCAGGAGGCUGGGAACGCGCUUGCCGACGUGCUGUUCGGGCGCAAGUGCCCUAGCGGGAAGCUCCCCUGCACGUUCCCCCGGAGGCUCCAGGACACGCCGGCGUACCACAACUGGCCCGGCGAGAACCUCGAGGUUGUGUACGGUGAGGGCGUGUACGUGGGGUACCGGCACUACGAGCGCGUCAGGAUCGCGCCCCUCUUCCCGUUCGGCCACGGCCUCUCGUACACGUCGUUCGAGUACGGCCGGCCCUCGCUCAGCGGGCGGGCCCUGUCCGGGCCCGAUGACGUGCUGGAGCUCGUGCUGGGCGUCACGCUCGCCGGCGCCGAGACGGUGCAGGUCUACGUGGCGGACGAGCGGUCGCGGCUGCCGCGGCCGCGCAAGGGGCUGGCCGCGUUCGAAAAGGUGUUCCUGGAGGCCGACGAGACCAAGCACCUGCGCAUCCACAUCGACAGGUUCGCCGUCGGCUACUACGACACGUCGGUCUCACGCUGGGUGGCGGGGGAGGGCAGGUUCAAUGUGCUCACUGGGGCGUCGUCGGCGGACAUCCGCCACCAAAUUAGCUUUGAUGUGACGCAGACAUUCUCUUGGGUCUUUUAGUGUGGUUUUUCUUUUUUCUUUUUUCCCCUGGUUGUCCUUUGGAAGCGCGGACCGGCGAGU
Messenger RNA from Gaeumannomyces tritici R3-111a-1, 2211 nucleotides. RefSeq lists its product as hypothetical. Gene Ontology annotation, biological process: glucan catabolic process. The coding region runs from base 1 to 2151 and encodes 716 amino acids. Gene Ontology annotation, molecular function: beta-glucosidase activity. Lineage: Eukaryota; Fungi; Ascomycota; Sordariomycetes; Magnaporthales; Magnaporthaceae. The record is from RefSeq and is a predicted model, not a curated record. The transcript has 8 exons.